Molecule: messenger RNA, 987 nt
Organism: Triplophysa dalaica
Lineage: Eukaryota; Metazoa; Chordata; Actinopteri; Cypriniformes; Nemacheilidae
Product: olfactory receptor 1-like
Biological process (GO): G protein-coupled receptor signaling pathway
Cellular component (GO): membrane
Molecular function (GO): G protein-coupled receptor activity; olfactory receptor activity
Source: RefSeq, a predicted model, not a curated record
UGAAGUCUUUCUAGAGCCAUGACCUUCAACGUGACUGUCAUCACUGAAUUCUACCUGAUGGGAUUUCCAGGACUCCCGCCACAGUAUUAUGGAGCUGUGGGAACCUUGUUGUUUUUUGUCUACUUGACACUGGCAGGAGGAAAUCUCUUUAUUAUUUUAUUCAUUGCUUAUGAGAGAAGCCUUCAGAAACCCACCUAUUUAAUCUUCUGUAAUCUUGCUGUGUCUGAUCUUGUUUUUGCUGUCACGCUGCCUACGGCAUUCUCAAAAUACCUUUUCAACAUCCAUACUAUAUCAUUUGACGGUUGCUUUGUGCAGAUGUUUUUUGUUCACUACUUAGGAAGUGUAAAUUCAUUCACUUUGCUAUUAAUGGCCAUUGAUCGUUUUGUUGCGGUGCGUAACCCAUUUAGAUAUUGUGUCAUUAUUACAAACAGGACGAUUUCAUUGGCUUUUGCAUUGAUUUGGAUACUACUAAUAGCUUCAUUGUCUUUUGUCGUUUACCAAACCUUUGAUGAACCCUACUGUAAUUCUAAUGUUGUAACCCAAAAUUAUUGUGACCAAAACUCAGUGUCUAAACUCUCCUGUGGAGACAUAAGGCAAAAGCAAUUGUUUUCAUUUGGGAAUGCCAUGUUUGUUCUAUUGGGCCCUUUGACUUUCAUCAUAUUUUCGUUCAUCGCUAUCGUUACGGUUGUUUUUAAAAUCUCUGAUGUUCAGGCACGAUACAAAACGUUCUCAACAUGCACUCCCCAACUUCUUAUCAUUUGUCUGUACUAUAUACCCAGAUGUGUUGUCUAUGUGUAUGAUGUGACAGUUACCAUCACACCUGGAAUUCGGAUGAUGUUAAUUAUGUGGUACAGUCUGCUGCCCCCUGUUGUCAAUCCAAUAAUUUACUGCUUAAGAACCAAAGAACUUAAAGAUGCAUUAAGGAGAAAAAUGAGACACAAAGUAGGCAUGCAGUUGACAAUGAUGUGGAAUAAAACUUUGAAAUGA